Molecule: messenger RNA, 2294 nt
Organism: Cyclopterus lumpus (lumpfish)
Lineage: Eukaryota; Metazoa; Chordata; Actinopteri; Perciformes; Cyclopteridae
Gene: ezra
Product: ezrin a
Exons: 13
Coding region: 352-2139 (595 amino acids)
Biological process (GO): positive regulation of protein localization to early endosome; regulation of organelle assembly; regulation of cell shape
Cellular component (GO): apical part of cell; adherens junction; filopodium
Molecular function (GO): cell adhesion molecule binding; actin binding
Source: RefSeq, a predicted model, not a curated record
GUCCGGGGGCCUAUAUAGCCCUGCAUGCUCCGAUCAAAGGUCAUCAGUUCCGGUGGUGAGACAGGUGACUGACUUAAGGUGGAGCUGCGCAUCUCGUCCCCGCCGGAUGGUCCCACUGCAGGUGAGUCUGUCGGUUUGUGUGAUUGUAGCCGAGUUUGAACCUCCCACUUCACUUUUGAGUGAUCUACGGACGAGUUCAAAGGACACAAGCCCUGCCCUUGAUUCUGCCGGCGAGAGCGGAGCGGCGUUCUUUAUCAGGUGGAGGUUCUGCUGCGAGUCGACCACUGCAGCCUCGGCCAGCCUGGGAAACACUUUCUUCUGCUGGAGCUCGUCACACCAACCGGAGUCAAGAUGCCCAAAACCAUAAAUGUUCGCGUCACCACGAUGGACGCGGAGCUGGAGUUCUCCUUCCAUCCCAACACCACCGGGAAGCAGCUCUUUGACCAGGUUGCCAGGACCAUCGGCCUGCGUGAGAUUUGGUACUUUGGGCUUCAGUUUGUCGACUCCAAAGGAUUCUUUACCUGGCUGAACUCUGAUAAGAAGGUGAUGGUCCAGGACGUGAAGAAGGAGACUCCCCUGCUGUUCAAGCUGAAGGCCAAGUUUUACCCGGAGGACGUGACCGAGGAGCUGAUCCAGGACGUCACCCGCAGGCUUUUCUUCUUGCAGGUGAAGGAGGACGUUAUGGGGGAGGAGAUCUACUGCCCUCCGGAGUCCGCUGUGCUGCUGGCCUCUUACGCCAUCCAGGCCAAGUACGGAGAGCAGGAAAAGUCUGCGCAGAAGCCCAGUUACCUGUCCACCGAGCGCCUGCUGCCCAAGAGAGUGCUGGAACAACACAAGCUGUCCAAGGAGCAGUGGGAGGAGAGGAUCCAGAUUUGGCACGAGGAGCACAGAUCGAUGCUGAAGGAAGAGGCCAUGAUUGAGUACCUGAAGAUCGCUCAGGACCUGGAGAUGUACGGCGUCAACUACUUCGAGAUCAAGAACAAGAAGGGCUCCGACCUGUGGCUGGGAGUGGACGCUCUGGGCCUGAACAUCUACGAGAAGGUGGACAAGCUUUCCCCAAAGAUUGGAUUCCCCUGGAGUGAAAUUAGAAACAUUUCUUUCAACGAUAAGAAAUUCAUCAUCAAGCCCAUAGAUAAGAAGGCUCCUGAUUUUAUAUUCUACGCUCCCCGACUGCGAGUCAACAAGCGCAUCCUGCAGCUGUGCAUGGGCAACCACGAUCUGUACAUGCGCCGCCGCAAGACCGACACCAUCGAGGUUCAGCAGAUGAAGGCUCAGGCCAAAGAGGAGAGGAUGCACAAAAGAUGGAGAGGUAAGGGGGCGGGCAAGAAAGAGAAGAGGGAGGCCAUGGAGAAAGAGAAGGAGCAGAUGGAGAGCGAGAAGCAGGAUCUGAUGGUGAAGCUCUACCAGUUUGAAGAGACAACCAAGAGAGCAGAGAGAGAGCUUCAGGAGCAGCUGGAGAGGGGCAUGAGGCUGGAGGAGGAGAGGAGGAGGGUGGAGCAGGAGGCAGCCCGGCUGGAGGCUGAGAGGAUGGAGGCCAUAAUAGCCAAGGAGGAGCUGGUCAGGCAAGCCGAGUACCAAAUGAAGAGCCAGGAGCAGCUGGCGGCAGAACUGGCCGAGUACAGCGCCAAGAUCACUCUGCUGGAGGAGAUCAAGAGAGUCAAGGAGGAGGAGGCUGAGUCAUGGCACAGCAAGGCUAACGAAGUGGAGGAGAAUCUGAUAAAGACGAGAGAGGAGCUGCACAACGUGAGGAGUUCUAACUCCGCUCCCGUUCAAGCUCCCGUUGAGGCGCCCGGUUCCUCCUCCUCCUCCUCCUCCUCCUCCUCCUCGGACAGCGAGAGCGAACACGAGCACGAGCACAGCGAAGAGAACAGCACCUACAGCGCCGAGCUGCAGACGCAGGAAAUCAACGACCACCAGGAGGAGGAGCGACUUACCGAGGCCGAGAAGAACCAGCGCCUGCAAAAGCAGCUGAAGGCCCUGAGCUCAGAGCUGGCAGAAGCCCGAGACGACACCAAGAAGACCCAGAACGACGUCCUCCACGCCGAGAACGUCCGAGUCGGGCGCGACAAGUACAAGACCCUGCGUCAGAUCCGCCAGGGCAACACCAAGCAGAGGAUCGAUGAGUUCGAGGCCUUGUAGAAAACCUCAGAGACCUGAAGAUCUCGCCCCGAAUACCUCAUGAAGGCCCCCCCCCCUCCUCCCUUCCUUUUUAAAUUUAAGUGUGAUGUAAUCGCAGCCACACCUGAUUUUUAAAGACCCAGAAAAGCUGAUCCAUGAGUUUUAUUUUAUUGGUU